This is a messenger RNA of Lytechinus variegatus (green sea urchin), 2454 nucleotides long. Its product is annotated as hyphally regulated cell wall protein 1-like. Bases 121 to 1581 code for a protein of 486 amino acids. Lineage: Eukaryota; Metazoa; Echinodermata; Echinoidea; Temnopleuroida; Toxopneustidae. The record is from RefSeq and is a predicted model, not a curated record. The transcript has 29 exons.
GCUUGUCAUGCUUGUUGUAUCUGUCUGUCGUUGACGGAAUUUGUCAUUAUUCCUCUGGACCUCGCAGAGAUUUUUGCAACAUCAGACCUUGUCACAGAAACGUACGUCUGAAACCUUGUCAUGUUUCGCCUUCUCAUCCUUGUGGCCCUCUUGGGCUUCGGGCUCUUACAUGUGGAAGCUGAUAGCAGCAGCAGUGAAAGCGGAAGUAACAGUAGAGAACGAAUCCAAUGGGGAACAAGAUCAAUCACCAAUCCCGGAGGAAGGGGCAGCAAUAGGGUUGAAAGUGAUGGAGGACCUUUACAAAGAACAGAGCUCCUGACUGGCCUCCAACCUCCCUGCACUGUGACGGCUAAUUUCAAUAGCGACGCCGAAACUGCAAUCCUCAAUUUCUGCGCUAAUCAACUCGACACUACUGACCCAACAAGUGUUGAUACAGCUGACUGUUAUGACUUGGAGAUAAGCUCAACAAAUGCUCCAUCCAGAGUGUGGAAGGACGGGCAAAUUAUCCAGGAGACUGCACCACAGCCAUUCUUUGAGAAAGGGGUCCUGACUGUACUUGAAAUCACUAUCGACUUUUCCAAAUGCACGGUGUUGAACAAAAACAACGAUAUCGAGAUACCAAUCGAAUCACCAAACGAAAUUUCCUUUAGGUACUUGUAUGUAUCAACGACUACAGGACAGAGAUCAACAAUAGAUGCUCAGGAAGUUCCCGAUAGUGAGGGUAGUAACAGCGGUGACAGCGGUAGCAACAGUGGUAACAGCGGUAGUAACAGUGGUAACAGCGGUAGCAACAGUGGUAACAGCGGUAGUAACAGUGGUAACAGCGGUAGUAACAGUGGUAACAGCGGUAGUAACAGUGGUAACAGUGGUAGCAACAGUGGUAACAGCGGUAGCAACAGUGGUAACAGCGGUAGUAACAGUGGUAACAGCGGUAGUAACAGCGGUAACAGCGGUAGUAACAGCGGUAACAGCGUUGAAGACAGCAAUCCUAGCAUCGACGGUGGUGACGAAGAUAGUAACAGCGGUAACAGCGGUAGUAACAGCGGUAGUAACAGCGGUAACAGCGUUGAAGACAGCAAUCCUAGCGUCGACGGUGGUGACGAAGGCCCUGACGCUGUCGCUGGUGACAGUGGCGUUGCAGUUGCUAAUCCACCACCUCCUCCUCCUCCUGGCCCGGUUGAGUGUGCCACAGGUCCUCAGUUUAUCGGUGCAAUCGACCCAGUCAACGGCAUCACCGUCUCCUUCACUAUUGUCACCGAUGCUGAUGUUUUCAUUGUCGCAUUUUCCCCGAAAUAUACAUAUUCUGGCCCUGAAGUCUAUCAGAUGAGGCUGAGUGCCAUCCCCACUGUGGCAUCAGUUGUAAACCUAGGAUCGGUAGGCGUCUGCGAUCCAGUCCCGGUACCGUUCCUUCUAAAGAAUACACCCAACCGGGUAACAGUUACCAUCAGCAGGUAUAGAUGCGAUGUCACCAACGACCGUGGUGCUGUACUCGCCAUUAACAGCAUCAAUGAGAGUGAUUUCAGAUACAUCUAUGGUUCUUGCAUCAAUGGGAACUAUUGCGCAAUCCAUUGCUUGGAAUAACAAGUACCAUGGACCAACAAGUACCAUGUAUCAGGAUGCCUGCCAGAGCAUAUUACUGAACAUGCUGAAUUAAUGAACAUAACUUUAUUCUACACAGUAAUUAUUCUACAAUUAAUCCUCCUCACCAUCCACAUGUGAAUAUGAAGUACUUUACCCCCCCACCCACCCACACACACACACACACACACACGCACCAUCAACAAUACUAAACCUCCAGCAGUAAUCUAUUCCAUCCAUAAAUUAAAUACAUUAUAAUGAUCCCUCUACUUAUGUCAACUUAAAACUUUUGAAUCAUACAAUGUCAUUAAUUAAUUCAACUGACGAUAUGCUGUAGAUAAAAAAGAAAAGCAGUAUGAAGCGGAUCGUAAUGAAAAUAAUUAUUGGUUCAGAGCACACGCUACCACAAUUUAGUUUGAAUAAGAGAUUUGACGGGUUACAACUGUUCAUUAUUGUCUUGAUAAUCAAAAUCAAGGGAGGGUGAUUUAUCGAAUUAACGAGAAUCCGCAUAAUUAUUUUUUGUACAACGAAAUAAAAAAUACAGUCAAAUAGUUCAUUUUUCUGUCACUUAGAAAUUCAAAAAAGGUCCAAAUGCCAUCGACUGUUGACUCGGCGUGCUUUAUCAUGCACUUUUAUGUGAAAUCGUUUUUAAUAAUAUAUCCUUAUUUUCCCAUAGUGAUCAUUAUUCCAGCAUUUAAACGAUCAUCAAACGAUCGAGUAGAAAAUGAGAGUAAACUGCACACUUCAUUUCUUUAUUAGUUUCUUGCCCGAUAAUGACUCGAAUUUCACUACAUUAUGAAAUCAAUUAUGCUAACUACAUUGUUAAGUCGCCAAAUGUGCAUCAUCAUGAGGAUUGAUUAAAAUAAUGUGUAGAAA